GCCAUGAUGAUUUCCAUUUACAUUAUUGUUAUUGGCUGAGAGGACGUAGCAUUAUCCAUGGAUAGAGACAAAAACCCCAGUCUACCCCAGGUGCGGGACCUCCCUAGUUUAUGUAGGAGUCGGACAGUUCGGACUCGUGCCCUACCGUUCCUCCGCCUCUGGAACCCUGGAACCACAUACCACAGCCAUUCUAAUUAUCAUUGCUGCCAUCACAUGCUCAUUGGUACCGAUCUUACACCGCGAUGAUGUAGGUCGGCAUCGGCAACUGUUGCUCAUUCGCUUGGCGUCGUGAGUCCGAACAUUCGGAACAUAGGCGUCUCGGCCUUUAGCGCCAAACCCGAACUGUGUACAUGCCUAGUACACAGGUAACGGAAGAGUUCAAUAUAAGAGAUGGAUGUUUCCAAGAACAGUUAUAUCUUUCACAAUUGUACGACAGUCGACUUUGGCUUGAUUGGAUGGUAUCGCUUAUUUCAAUAUAAUCCAUUCGCAUCUAAACUCGAUACAAUUUAUCAAGUAUUAUGGAAGUACUAGGGGGUAUCCAAAGCUACCAACUCGUAGCUAUCGCCGCCGGUUUAACCUUGCUAAGAUACGUUUAUACUGUCCUAAGUAGUCCUCUGGCGAAAGUACCAGGACCUUGGUAUACAAAAUGGACGAUAGCGGUUUUCAGAUAUCAACUCAUCAGAGGGAAACGGCCGCAAUGGGUUCAUCGUUUACAUGAAAAAUAUGGACCCAUAGUGCGCGUCUCUCCGAUCGAGGUCAGCAUACAAGACCCAAAGGCUGCUCAACAGAUUUAUUCAGUCAAGAACGAAUUCCGGAAGUCGACCUGGUACCAAGAUCUGCUUCCAGGUCUUCCCAAUGUGUUCAGCACACUCGAUAUCGAUUAUCAUAGACGGCACCGAAGGCUCCUCGCCUCCGAGAUCUCAGAUUCGGGAUUGGCAGUUCAUAUACCCACAGUAGACUCAAAAGUCCGUCUAACUGUUGAACGAAUGUCGGAGGAAAUGGAGGAACGCGGUGUGAUAGACGUAUAUCGCUGGGCCAUGUAUAUGGCAACAGACGUUAUCGGAGAGCUUAGCUUUGGGUCCUCGUUCCGGAUGUUAGAAACGAAAGAGGAAACCGAUUAUAUCCGCGACUUGAAACUGAUAGGGUUCGCCGGUGGACUCAGGGCGACGUUUCCAUUCCUCACGUUUCUCUCCAACUAUAUAUGGGUGCCGGUGAUAAGCGUCGGACUUAAGGUCCGGAACAAGAUCCGCGACUACGCGACCGAGUCACUAGGACGACACUACAAACUCGUCGAGGAACAAGGAGAUGACGCCAAACCCACUCUUCUAUCUAAACUGUACCGGGCCACCGAAAAUGAUACCGACACGUUGCCAUUCAUCGAACUGCGCGAGGACGCAAUGGCGUACAUCGCAGCCGGCAGUGACACCACGACUAACACGCUAACGUAUCUCCUCUGGUCCGUCUCCAGGGACCCAGAAGUCAAAGCGAAGCUUCUUGCGGAGAUUCAAACGCUACCGGACAAUUUCGAGGAUGCGGACGUUAGGAAAUUGAGUUAUGUGGAAAAAGUAAUCCAGGAGACCCUUCGCUUAUACUCCGCCGUGCCGGCCGGUUUGCCCCGCAUUGUGCCGGCGGAAGGUGCGACGCUCGCGGGCUAUUUCAUUCCGGGUGGUUACACAGUCUCGGUCCAGGCGUACAGCAUGCACCGGAACCCGGAGGUGUUUCCGGACCCGUGGAAGUUCAACCCGUCGAGGUGGGACCAUCCGACGAAGGCUAUGAAGGACUCGUUCCUGCCUUUUGGUGGAGGCAGUCGAAUCUGCAUCGGUUUGCACUUGGCUAAGAUGGAGCUGCGGCUUAUGACUGCGCGGUUCUUUACUAGAUUCCCGAACGCGCGACCGUCGAAGCUGGAGGGGUUUACGGAUGAGGAUAUGGGCCCGAAGAUGUUCUUUAUUAUGCAGCCGAAGAGUCAGAGAUGUCUUAUUGAAGGGUACUAGGAAAAGGUUAUUUAGGUAGGUUUUAGGGGGUGGGAGGUAUGACUAGGUAGAAGAGUUUAUGGUAGGAAGAAUGCACGAAUUAUUGGAUAUCUAUUAGGUAGUUAAUUUAUUAUAAACAUGUAA
Molecule: messenger RNA, 2114 nt
Organism: Annulohypoxylon maeteangense
Lineage: Eukaryota; Fungi; Ascomycota; Sordariomycetes; Xylariales; Hypoxylaceae
Product: putative cytochrome P450
Exons: 5
Coding region: 519-1991 (490 amino acids)
Molecular function (GO): heme binding; monooxygenase activity; iron ion binding
Source: RefSeq, a predicted model, not a curated record